This is a messenger RNA of Seminavis robusta, 429 nucleotides long. The record is from the annotation of a GenBank genome assembly. Lineage: Eukaryota; Bacillariophyta; Bacillariophyceae; Naviculales; Naviculaceae.
AUGGGCUUGGGUCGGUUGUGUUGGAUUGCGACAUUGCUCAGUGCGGGUGUUGUUUCGGACAGCUUCAUCAUGGCAUCGAUGGCAGGUAACAGUGAUGCUGCAAAGGCAGCCGCUUCGGAUGACACCAACAAGGGCGACGAAGUACCCCAGUUGCCAGAUGCAGAUCCAAAUGCCAAUAUCCCACGGAUCAAGUUGGGAGAGACAAUAUCAUUUGAAGAAAUGGGCCCCGUUAUCCUCAACUCGGAUGGUUCUACAAGGAGAAUUGACAACUGGGAUCAAUUGACAGAACGAGAAAAAGAAGUGACUUGGAGACGAAUUAGCAAACGAAACGAGGAACGGAGAAAAAUCUUAUUGGCAAAGCAACAAGAAGCAGAGGAGGCAGCUGCAGCUGCCUCAAAAGAAAGCGGAGAGAAAAAGGACGAGCUGUAG